Chlamydomonas reinhardtii is the source of this 1515-nucleotide messenger RNA. RefSeq lists its product as uncharacterized. The record is from RefSeq and is a predicted model, not a curated record. The transcript has 6 exons. Gene Ontology annotation, molecular function: protein binding. The coding region runs from base 48 to 641 and encodes 197 amino acids. Lineage: Eukaryota; Viridiplantae; Chlorophyta; Chlorophyceae; Chlamydomonadales; Chlamydomonadaceae.
CUAUAUACACAUACAUAAGUGCAGUACAUAUUCCACUUGGCAUCAAAAUGAUUGCUGUCAAGCCUACCACAUUGUGCUCGGGCCAGGCCAUCCGUAAGCAGGCUGCCCCGGUCCUCCGCAGCGGCAGCUCGAGGGCCCAGCCCGCCGGCCGUGGCGCCGUCGUGGUAGUCCGCGCCGAGAGCUCCCAGAACCCCGUGCGCGCAGCCAUCUCACAGGUCGCCAUCAACAUCUACAAGGUGUCAGCCAUGAUGUCCCCCCAGGAGCCCGCCCAGUCGCCUCUGUGGGCGGCGCUCAAGAAGCUGGACCUGGGCGGUGUGGCGGCGGCGGUGCGCGCCGGCGCCGACGUGAACGAGCGCGAGGGCGGCGCGGACGGCGACACGCCGCUGCUCAUGAUCGCGCGCGCCGGGCACUACAAGUACCCGCCGGCGGAGAUCCCCGCGGCGCUGGUGAAGGCGGGUGCUGACCUGGAGGCCAAGGACAAGUCCGGGCUGACGGCGCUGCAGGUGUCGCUGCUGGCGGGCUGGCAGAACAUUGCCGAGCUGCUGAUCAAGAGCGGCGCCAGCACGGCAGGCGUGGCGUCCAUCAAGUCGCGCCUCACCUGCCCCGACUGCAAGCGCAUCGUGGCGCAGUACAACCUGUAGUGGGUGGAGAGGAGAGGGUCACCGGAGUGUGGAGUCGCUACAGCCUGCGACAGGGGCUGGUUCGCUCUGGCGCGCACGAAUUGCAGCCGGCAAGGCUUGGCAAAGCAACGCAAAGCAAGUCAGGAGCGAGGGUUAUUGACAGUUUCGGGAGUUUUGUAUGAGCAGGAAAGGCGGAGGGCGGCAUUGUUGUUGGCAGGGGAGAGGAAGUGAGGGCGGUUGGGUGGCAGCGACGCAGUGUGUGACACGCGAGGCCCGGCAGCACGUCGCCUAGCAAACAACACCCACACCCCCCACACAAGGCGUGAGCCCCCCAGGUCUGCAGCUUGCGUACCGUAUGCAUAGCGCAAUUUUUUGGCUGCAUUUAUUUUUGCCGUGUCCGGGGGAAGCGUUCUUACUUGCUGAGCUAUGAACAAGGAACUCGAUGUGAUGUGAUACCCGGCGGCGUGUACGUGGGCGGCUGGAUGGGGUUUUAUGUGAGGGUGCCAAGAAGUUGUCAGAGAUAGACUUCCUCGCGUGCCAAGUCGGGACGAGCGCCUGCAACAGGGACACACCUAGACUGGUGCUGCAGCCUCGUGAUGGAACAUGGCAAGGGGCAGGAAAGCGUAGUCCCGAUGUGUGUGGCUCCCACCCGUGCCCACAUAAAUGCGUAGCAAGAAGGGACAAGGCAUUGGUGCGUUGUUCGCGCGCUGUUACUGUACCGACGGUAGCUGGCAGGUUGUGUCGAUGUUUUGCUGACGCGCAUUCCUCACGCUCCGGGCGCCCGGCCAAGGCGAUAGCACCACACAGACUCAAUGCGACGCCACACCGCGCGGAUAGCAUAGCCGAUGCGCACCUGCAGGCAGUCGACCGCUGCAGCCUGUAAACCGAAGUCGAU